AUGUCCUUUUAUUCCACAGAACAAACUGGUGGAAGUGCAGAGGUCUUUCGCACCAUCGGAGAAAAGUGGAGGAACUUGUCUGACUCAGAUAGAGAUGCCUACAAAAAGGUGGCAACAGAUUCAGGGUCAGCUGUGUCACUACCCUCAGCUGAUAAACAAGCCAAGAAGAUAAUUGGCAACAUCAUGAAACAGGUCAGCUAGUAAUAAUCAUAGUCAUUAUCAUCAUCAUUAUUACAAACUUACAAUGAUAUUUAUCACAUUUUGUGAUGUGAACUUUGUGGUUUAUAAAUGACCAAGUUCAACUCACCAAGCUGUAUAAAGACUGGAUUGACAAGUUCUUGAAAUGAUAUACCCAAUACAUUUACUGACCUUAUGAUUUUGUUUAAUUUGAAAACUGGUCUUAAGUUGUGCUAUAAUAGCAAACAAGCAUUUCGUAUUGAAUUUUUCUGUUCGACAUUGAUUAUAAUUGAGCAGCAUUAAUUUAUCAGUUUUCUUAUUGUUACAUUUAUAUUACUGGUAGAUUGACUGUUGUCAAAUAAAAUUAUGAUAUUUAUCUGUGUGGAUUGUAAUUUAAGAUGUGCCAAAAAUUUUCCCCUUUCUUAUAAUUUUACAGUUGGUCACCAGGUGUCUCAGCAAGCUCUUAAUAAACAAUGAAAGUUAUUCUUAAACUUACUCAUAAUUACCUGUUUUAAAUAUCUUACUUUUUGGGUUUUUUCUUUUCCUUGAUUUACACAACUUUCUAAGUAUGCAAGCUCAGUAAUUUUCAUGUAAUUAAAUGUUUGUCACCAUACACUCCCAUCAUGGAAUACAACUUUAAUCCAGCACUAAACAAACUGACAUUGCUUAAGUAAUGAGUAUAUAUAUGUUAUUACACUUAUUUGGUUCUUCUAAUUGUUACCAAUCCUUAUCAAUGUUUUACACAGGUUAUUGCAGAACUGGAAACACUUGGUGGUCAUGCACUGAUGUUAUGUGCUUAUGAUGGUGUUUGUUACCAAGGUUCAGCUGGGAUUGGUGACAGCCUUUUAAAAACAAACAUCAUGGAAACAUUUGCAGGUAGAUUACACUGUGAGUACUGACUGUAGAUAUGAAUUAAUUGGCACUUUACUCUUGAUAUAUACUUUCAGGAGCUCAUUCUAAUUUUACUUGUAAUGUUGAAAUCUUUCUGCAAAUUUUUGCCCUUGAGAAUUUGUGAAUUGGAUUUUUCCAUACAUGAGUUGAUGAAAAAAAGAAAAACAAUUAGUAAAACCAAUUACCUGUUAGUUCCAAUUUGCAUUUCAUUCCUGCACUCAAAACAUAAAAAGAACCUCAAAAAAAAGUUAUCGAGAGCAGUAGUCCCGGUACUCAAUUUCUGUUACUCUAAGUGUACAUCUAUGUUCUUAAAUAUCAAUAUAAUCUCAGUAUAUUAAAACAAUAAAUGAAUCUCAAUGAAAUUCACUACAUUGAUGCUUAGAUCAACAACUUAUUACACCAAGCAUCUCGUUUCUUAAAAACUUAGAAAAGAAAGCAUUAUAUUUCCAGUGAAAAUAGGUCCUUAAUUUAUAGGUAAUUCACUGGUGGAAAAGCAAGACGUGUCAGUAAAACAUCUACAAGAAGUGUUCAACUUCAAAUACAGUAUGCGUUUUUAUAGCAUAUAUUUGCCUUUCUCCAUGCACGUGGGAAUUAAGGUCUUCGAAGAUCUAGCUGAUGUUCCUUCAAAUUAUUGAAAAAUAUCUUUGUUUUCUCUUUCCACUGAAAUGGCCGCAUUCAGUUUCAAUUGACCCAUGAUUGAAAACUACAUCUCCAUAAACUACUAUUUGAAGCAUUUAAGGGGUCAAUAGCUGUUUUACACUCAGCUUCUGCCUUUUCUGUGAUUUGUUGCAAUACGAAAAAAAGUCAUUCUUCUUUCCCAAUAUAAAUUUUAUUUCUGCUUUUAAUGUAUUGAUGUGGUAAUUCCCUUUAUCUAUGGCUAUGAUUUCUGUAUAAGUGUCAUAAUUAUUCAACGCAACAAGGAGUGACUUUUAGCUUCGUUUUUUUUUUCCAGUCAAUUUCUGUCUUUGUCUUUUGUAGGUUAACUUGUCGGAAACAGAGGAAGUAAAAUGCCUUACGCUAAGAUACAGCAAUUGGGAAUUUCAUUUAAUAACCUUCCCUUGGAUUUAAAGAAAGAGAUUGGUGUUAUUCCGCGUAAACCGUCUCUUUACGGAAGCGGCCAGCGCCGAAAGCUGUGGCUCGCCCGUCAUGACUGGAGCUUUGGAAUUUCUUUGCCUGUACCCUCCAUGGAUAGUUGCACGACCCCUUCAGCUACCACUCACACAUCAACUUCUCCUACGCCCACUCCUUCCCUUGUUAAUUCGUCGACCUCCUGUUAA
This is a messenger RNA of Pocillopora meandrina, 2345 nucleotides long. NCBI's taxonomy places the organism in Eukaryota, Metazoa, Cnidaria, Anthozoa, Scleractinia, Pocilloporidae. The record is from the annotation of a GenBank genome assembly.